CAGUCAGGCACGGCGCAUCGUUACAAUGAUCUUCUCCAUCCCACCGAUAGAUUCCCAUCCCGCCUGCAUCACUUUUACGACCAGCUUCCACCAAGUCCGCGAGCCUGAACGACACUGCCUGACCACAGAAUGCACGGGGGAAAAAGAGGACUGGUGGCACCACAGAACACUUUUUUGGAAAAUAUUGUCCGUCGCUCAAGUGAGACAAGUUUCUUGUUGGGGAAUGCUCAAAUCGUAGAGUGGCCUAUAGUUUACAGUAAUGACGGAUUCUGCAAGCUCUCUGGUUACCACAGGGCAGAGGUCAUGCAGAAGAGUAGCACUUGCAGUUUCAUGUACGGCGAGCUGACAGACAAGAAGACAAUAGACAAAGUCAGACAGACCUUCGAUAACUAUGAAUCCAAUUGCUUUGAAGUGCUGCUAUAUAAGAAGAACAGAACCCCUGUGUGGCUCUACAUGCAGGUGGCCCCCAUCAGGAAUGAGAACGAUAAGGUGGUCCUGUUCCUCUGCACUUUUAAGGAUAUCACUGUCUUCAAGCAGCCUAUUGAAGAUGAGACCACCAGAGGAUGGACCAAGUUUGCCAGGCUUACCAGGGCAUUAACCAAUAGCCGGGGGACACUUCAGCAGCUCACGCCUAUGAACAAGACUGAAGUCAGCCACAAGCAUUCACGACUGGCAGAGGCUCUUCAGCUGGGCUCUGACAUCCUCCCUCAAUAUAAGCAAGAGGCUCCUAAAACUCCACCUCACAUUAUAUUGCACUACUGCACCUUUAAGACCACAUGGGACUGGGUCAUCCUCAUCCUCACCUUCUACACAGCCAUCAUGGUGCCCUAUAAUGUGUCAUUUAAGACCAAACAGAACAACCUGGUGUGGUUGGUACUGGACAGCGUGGUGGAUGUCAUCUUCCUAGUGGAUAUUGUGUUGAACUUUCAUACAACUUUUGUGGGACCUGGAGGAGAGGUCAUAUCUGACCCAAAGCUCAUACGGAUGAACUACUUGAAGACCUGGUUUGUCAUAGACCUGCUGUCUUGCCUGCCCUAUGACAUCAUCAAUGCCUUUGAAAAUGUGGAUGAGGAUCCCAUUGUAGACUCUUCUGCGGUGAGCCACUUGCCAGCUACAGCCCACUCUUCACGCAACGCCACACGUGCGGAGGACUCGGUGUUGCCUGGUCUCAGCAGCCUGUUCAGCUCAUUGAAAGUGGUGCGUUUACUCCGCCUGGGUCGAGUGGCACGUAAACUGGACCAUUAUCUGGAAUACGGUGCUGCUGUAUUAGUUUUACUGGUGUGUGUCUUUGGCCUGGUGGCACAUUGGCUGGCCUGCAUCUGGUACAGCAUUGGAGAUUACGAGGUCAUCGAUGAGGCCACCAACAGCAUCAAGACGGACAGCUGGCUUUAUCAGUUAGCUAACAGCAUUGGCAUGCCAUACCGCUACAAUGCCAGCGGUUCUGGCCAGUGGGAGGGUGGUCCCAGUAAGCACACUCUCUACAUAUCAUCACUCUAUUUCACCAUGACAAGUCUCACCACCAUUGGCUUCGGGAACAUUGCACCAACUACAGACGGGGAGAAGAUCUUCUCUGUGGCCAUGAUGAUGGUGGGCUGUAAGUAA
Pimephales promelas (fathead minnow) is the source of this 1602-nucleotide messenger RNA. The record is from RefSeq and is a predicted model, not a curated record. Lineage: Eukaryota; Metazoa; Chordata; Actinopteri; Cypriniformes; Leuciscidae.